UAUUAAUAUUGGACGGGCACGCAUCCCAUUGUAAUGCUAUUGAGCUAUUAGAUUUAGCUAAUGAAAAUGAAGUAGUUAUUUUGUGUCUCCCCAGUCAUACGACACAAGCUCUUCAACCCUUGGACAGGUCUUUUUUUAAGCCACUUAAAACUUAUUUCUUUCAAGAAGCAAAAAACUGGAUGAUUCAAAAUAAAAAUAGAAAGCUAUCCAGAAUAAAUAUUUCGAGAUUAAUUGGGAAUGCAUGGGGAAAAGCGGCAACCGUCGCGAAUGCCACAUCUGGGUUCAGAGCUUGUGGUAUUUAUCCAUACAAUCCUCAGGCCAUUCCAGAACAUUUUUUCUCAUUUCGGACGCCAGUAUCUCAGCCGCUAGCGCAACUAAAGCUCUUCCUUCAACAUCAAAUCAUUCUAAUUUAACUCCAGGGCCAAAUAAAGCUCAACCUUCUACUUCCUUCUCUCCUGGACAUACAAACAUGGGUGUUUCUGAUAUGUCUACCGAUUCUCAAACCUCCAACGAAGCCUCAGAAGUUUCAUUAAAUUUAGAAGAAAAAGAAACUCCUUCAAAAUUUUUAAGAGAAGAUAACCCAAUUCCUCUAAUACCUAAUACAAUUCCGAAAAGGAAACAACAUGCUUUAGAACUGACGUCUCCUGAAAAUCGGGUUAAAAGACGAGUAUUCUCAGAGAAAAAAAAACAAGCUCAAGAUAAAAAAGACAAACGAAAAAAGCCGAGCGAAAAUGAGAAAAAAUUAGGAGGAAAGCCUGCGUUAAACAAGUUAAAAGAAAACAAAAUGUAUCAAGUUCGUCUUCGUCGGAAACUGAACCACAUUUUAGCUCCUCUGAAGACUUAUCUGAUGACACUGAUGAUUACUGCCUUGAAUGUCGCGAAUACUACUACACCACCAAAUCUAAGGAUGCCGAACGAAUACAAGCGAAAGACGAAUCGGGGAUUCCGGACGACCGGGAUAUGGCCAUUGAACACUGAAAUAUUUCGUGAAGAGGAGUUUUUGCCCAGUCAGGUGACCGAUCGAGCACUGCCACCAACAGUACUUGUACAGGAAGAUUCCGUUGUUCAAACUAAUGAUCCUGAAGUUCCAAGGACCAGCAGAGAAGCCGAACGUACUCCAAGCCCACCGAUCAAAGAUUCACUCUAUUAUAAUCCCACUGUUUCUAAUACUAAUGCAAAUGCAGAAGUAUCAUGCACUCCCACAAUUUUGUCUUCAAAUCAAGACGAUGCUCCUACCCCUGAUUCACUUUAUCCUAUGCCAUCAACUUCGAAGGUAUCUAUUACGUCGUCAGCCAUUAAAAUACCUGUUACAAAGCCCCCUGUUACGUUGGGAGAGAUACCAGGCUCAGGUGAAAGUGAAGUACAAUCUCAAGACGAUCAGGAUUCAAGUUCUGACUUUGAAGAUGACACUAGACCAAAAUUGUUCUUCCAGGAAGAGAUAAAUGAUUUCUUGAGAGAUCUUGAUGUUCCCAAAGAUGCUGCUGAGUUGCUUGGAACUCGACUCAAUGAUAAGAAUCUAUUACUACCUGGAGAGCCUUUAUCUUGGUUCAGACAUCCUGAAAAGAAUUUUUUGCCUUACUUUACCAACAAAGAUCAGUUCACCAGCCCAUUUGUAUUAAAAAAUAAACUAUUAAAUGAUAAACAUGACCCCACAUAUUUUUAUAUGCACUACUUAUCCCUCUUACGCGUAAGACCUCGCAAAAAGUUGAUACCCAACUUGUGA
Messenger RNA from Acanthoscelides obtectus, 1723 nucleotides. Lineage: Eukaryota; Metazoa; Arthropoda; Insecta; Coleoptera; Chrysomelidae. The record is from the annotation of a GenBank genome assembly.